This is a messenger RNA of Malaya genurostris, 3142 nucleotides long. RefSeq names its product microsomal triacylglycerol transfer protein (gene Mtp). The record is from RefSeq and is a predicted model, not a curated record. The transcript is spliced from 6 exons. Gene Ontology annotation, molecular function: lipid binding. Lineage: Eukaryota; Metazoa; Arthropoda; Insecta; Diptera; Culicidae. The coding region runs from base 293 to 2914 and encodes 873 amino acids. Gene Ontology annotation, biological process: lipoprotein metabolic process; lipid transport. Gene Ontology annotation, cellular component: endoplasmic reticulum; basolateral plasma membrane; Golgi apparatus.
UUCAACGCGAUCGGUCAGUCCAUGGUGCCCGUAAGGAGUAUCGGUCACCCUUCACAGAACUUAUCCCUGCACACAUACACAAGUGAAACUCUUUAAUUUCACGCUACUUUACCACCAUUCAGUAGACCGCUCAAGAACCGGAGUCAGUUUCGUGCGUGUUGUUGUUCAGUUCCACACUUCCAGCAGCAUAAAUCCCGAAACGACGAACAGUAGAAUAUGUUGCGUUGAUUGGGUGGUGAACGGUUCUCUCCUGGAGGAAGUGCGCUUCAAUUGAACUUAUUAAUCAAUCAGCAUGAAGCUGCUACUAGAAGUACUGUUAGUGAUUUCCCUAUUCGGUUAUUGCCACGUCGCACCAGCAUUUGGCGACGCGUUUCAAGUUGGAACCGAGCAAACUUACAACUAUCUGAAUGAGGUUCGUACUGGAAGCGCAAGCAACGCAUCGCAUACGGUCGGCUACAACGUUCGAGCCCAAAUCCACGUGGCCACCGUUUGGGGAGACGACGAACACAAACUUUUACGCUUAAAGAUCAACAACCCUGUACUGGUCACAACUCCGGGUGAUGUUAGUCAGCGAACCACUCUUUCAAGCGUGGAUUCCAUUCCGUUCUAUGUCUAUUGGAACCUUGGCCAGGUGAAAAAGUUCUACACCAGCAAGAACGAAGAUGUUACUCUAAAUAACUUCAAAAAGGGUGUGGCAUCGCUGUUCCAAUAUCAACUCCUGGACGGUCAAUACACCGAAGUGGAUCCGUCGGGAACAUGUGACGUUCAGUACACAUCCCAUUCAUCCACUCGGUAUCAUAAGUCGAAACGUAACUGUCAAUUUACCGGGGAUAGAUUCGAGCGUACUGAAUACCCAUUACGGAGCCUGGUCAAAUCUUCACGUAGCGUUGAUUUUACUGUUAGCACUGAGGGAUCCCUAGAAAAAGUUGUAGCACAAGACUAUCUUAAAUAUUUGGUGAACGCUUAUGAUAGAUUUGGGGCUUUCGUGGAAUCGAUCACCAGGUUGGAGAUCGACAGUAGCUCCAAUAAAGUGGACACAGUUAAGGGCGAAACUGUUGAUGAUGCUUUGAAGUCUUUUGGCGUGAGCGAACACACGCUCCAAUCGGAAAAAUAUGUACCAAAAUGUGACACAUCGAACUGCGAAACUUUCGUAAAACUUGUCAAAAACUUCAAAACAAGCUUGACUAACGAUCGCAUCGGUAAACAGGACUCAUCUAGCGCCUUGCUUAAACUAGUUCAGCUUGGACGUGCGACUUCAACCGAAGAAUUCCUGCGCGUUCUGAAGGCCAAAACUAUGCAAGACCAGAAAGCACAAUUGUUGGAUCUGCUUGGUGCCGUGCAAACUACAGCAUCCCAUGAAGCCGCUAAAAACCUACUGGUUUACGAGUCGGACGAAGACAUGUUUCUGGCGGAACGCUACUUGCAAGCACUGGCUGUCGGUAGCCGACCCAACAAAGCAGUCAUAGAAGACGUACUGGCAAUGGCCGAGAAUAAACCCACGGAUCCACGGUAUUACGAUACACUGGUGCAGACAGUAGCCUCAAUGGGACAUCGUUAUGCCAAGUUACCCGGCAAUUCUUACGAUACUGAUGUGGUCGAUAAGGUGCAAAACUAUCUGAUCAGACAACUGAAUUCGUGUUCAAAGGACAAGUGUAAGCAACGAUUCAUUCGAGGAUUGCACAAUCUCAAGUCGCCGAAAACGCUGGACGCUUUGGUGAAACUAGCUUUGGAGGGAAGUUCGAAGGUUAGUGUGUCUGCAAUGAAAGCACUACGAUCAUUCUCUGUAUUUCUGUGGAACGAUGACUUCCGAGCCACAUUCGAGGAUAUCUUUUUCCAAGUUUCAAAGAAAUUUGAUUCCAGUGCCCGAGCGCUAGCCCUGGAUAUUCUUCUGGACAUCAAACCCGAUUUUGAAGAACUUACCCAUCUGGUACAACUUUUAAAAUCAAACGACAAAGCCUACGAAGUAAAGCAAUAUCUACUACAGAAGCUUCGGAUGCAAGCUGACCGUUGUCCAGAUUUUGCAGAAAUGCUUCAGAGGAUAAUCCAAAAUGACCCUAAGUUAAACAACUAUCAUGUAAUCGGUGCCAAAGGUUUAUCAACAGCAUUGACUCGAACUUACUCGACCGUGCCUUCGUUUAACGCUUCGCUCGAGUCGCUACAAGAAAUGAGUGGAGGUGUGUUGAAGCGGGGUGUUGUAGAUUUAGCUCUAGAAGUCGGCGAAGAAAAAUUCAGUAUGUUUACUCUGGGUUUAUUUGCCGGAGGUCUCUCUUCCUUCGUCAGUAGCGGUGAUAGCGAGGAUAACGAAGAUGACUCGGAAUCCAUCGCCGGUAUGGAGCUAAGCGUACAGGGGUCUGUUCUACGGCCACUGAUAUUUUUCGAUGGAAAAGGAGAAUUAAUGGGACACGUUUGGAGUGGGACCGCUUCUGAACCGACCCCGGCCUAUCAGGCGACGACGUUGCUACAGGACAAUGAAGAAAUAUUCCCUCUACAAAAUGGAGGUAUCGUCAAACUCAGUACGUUGGGUUCCAUUUCCAUUGAUCUGAAUGGCCAAGUGACCAUGAGCCUGUGGGGUCGAAAUGCUCAUUCCAAAGUUGAACAAAAUACCGCGAUCGCUGUGGCCGGCCGCCUCUCGUUAGACACCGCAUUCGUGUCCCUUGCGGUAGAUUUCGAUGUCAGACAGGAGCCGCAACUGCACCUCACAUCAGAUUUGGACUUUUCCUCUGAUCCUGUGCUCUGCAUGCAAUUGAUGCAACCAAGCAGUAUCCUCAACAAGAAGGUUGUAAAAGCUGUCUCCGUUCCUGGUACCAAAUAUCGUAAGGUUCAAACCACGAAAGUAACGCACAAAGUGCCCGGCUGCACACACGCGCUCAAUCAGAAAAACAACGACAUGUGCAACCUGACUGCCAAAAGCUGAUCCCAGCCAAAACAGGGCUUGUCUCCGAAGAUAAGUGGUACCUUUCUGCUUCCAAAAAUUACCGUUUAAUGUUAUGAUGAACUGAAAAGAUUAUUAACGCGAGACGUGACGUGAAUUAUCGCUAGUUUGUACAUGUUGCUGUUGGUUGGUUACUAAUAAAGAUUAGAUUUCCUACAAUUGUGCUUAAAACCAGAAAAGUUUUAUUUGAAAUAAAAUCUUGACAUUACA